Messenger RNA from Protopterus annectens (West African lungfish), 933 nucleotides. RefSeq names its product A-kinase interacting protein 1 (gene AKIP1). The coding region runs from base 132 to 536 and encodes 134 amino acids. Gene Ontology annotation, biological process: regulation of non-canonical NF-kappaB signal transduction. NCBI's taxonomy places the organism in Eukaryota, Metazoa, Chordata, Ceratodontiformes, Protopteridae. The record is from RefSeq and is a predicted model, not a curated record. Gene Ontology annotation, cellular component: nucleoplasm. The transcript is spliced from 4 exons.
AAGUCCAAUCGCCCAUGUGAUACAAAACGUCACGUGGUAUUCUCCUUAGGAGGCGCUACUUUCAUUUUAUCCCAGUGAUAUAGAGUACUUGGUAUUUGGGGAAAAAAUCUGGUGAUGAUAUUAAAUAUUUUAUGAUGCAGUAUGAAUGGAUGGACAGAUCGUUGCAGCGUUCAUCUAAACUUAGCCGUGAAGUUUUAGAGCGUACUCGCAGCAGAAAUGUGGUGUGGCCAUCUGCAAUAGAGUUUAAAAAGGGUAAUCGUGAUAUAGGACAGAUUUGUUCUGUUGUAUGUAGUGCUGAGCAGGAAGAAACUGCAUAUGCAACGCUAAAUGAUGCAUUUGCUACUGUCCUGGAAUUCAUGGCUCAAACCACAGCACAAUGCCAGAAAUAUUACAACUCCGUGCAAGCAGGUGAAUGCACUGAACAUGAGGUGAACCAUAUAUGCAGAUAUCACUUCAGACAACUUGCAGAAACUUCAAACCAAGCGACUUCCCCAAAAAAUAUGGAACUGAACACAAAACAUCAUCAACUGGAGUGAACCUCAGAACUGUUGCCCUAGAAAGAAUUUUGCCAUUUGUUCUCUACAUCAUCAUUCUGGAACUGUAAGUGCUUAUGUCACUGAGCAGAAGAAUGGAGCCACAUAAUGUAAAAGUGAUGAAUCAUAUGGUUCAUUAGUAUGAGAUAUAGUAGUUUGAAGUAAAAGAAAUGGAACAGGCAUAUUUUAAUUCCUGAACAUCAAUAGAGCUGAUAGCGCUGUAGUGUUAAUCUGACUGUUAAUGAUAGCUGUCUGAGCUACCUUGUCCAAUUCAGACCAAUAGGACUUGAAAGGCAGACCAUACACAGCAGUUUGUCUCAGUGUAAAUUAAUUAUGGUACUGAAUGUGCAGGAUUCACUGCUGUGAUUAAGCACAUUAAAUGUAAGAAAAAUCACUUCAA